This is a messenger RNA of Hyphopichia burtonii NRRL Y-1933, 862 nucleotides long. RefSeq lists its product as uncharacterized. Lineage: Eukaryota; Fungi; Ascomycota; Pichiomycetes; Serinales; Debaryomycetaceae. The transcript has a single exon. Bases 134 to 778 code for a protein of 214 amino acids. The record is from RefSeq and is a predicted model, not a curated record.
GAGUCUUUUUUUCCAGUCUUUUUUUCCAGUCUUUUUUUCCAGUUUCUUUAUCUCCACAGUUUGAAAAUAUAAAUCAGUGUUGAAAUCCCUUUUUUUUUGUUUCAUCACCCCAUUUUAUAAGAAUUUUUAUAAGAUGAGUAAUCCCCAAUCGUUACGUAACGUAUCCACCAUAAAUAAUGACAUUAGAAUUGCCAGAUCACCAUCAACUAAUUCAAUUUCAAGUUUUGGAUCAUUUAGUAUCCCCAACGCAAAUAAUAGUAACCGUCGCCAUCUGAGUUCAGUUGGAGGUCAUUCACCAUCAGCACCGCAACCUAGUGGUGAUUAUAUACUUGCGUCUGCUACUAGCCGAAGCCGAAGUAGAAGUAAUAGUUUUACUCCCAGUCGAAGAGUGUCGUUAGAUAAUGAGGCGCUGCGAAUGAAUGAGUAUCAAAGACAAGAUCACGAAGAGAUUAUUAAUUUGAUGGAAAAAGAACAAGAUGCUAUAGUGUUGAAAUUAAUGAAGGAAAUUAAUAGUUUGAAAGAAGAGAAUCGAAAUUUAAAAUUACAAGGUAAUAAUGCACCAAGUACAUCACCAAAACCAAUGAAGAGAUCACUCAGUUUGAAUCAUCACAACAAUAAACGGAAAUCAUCAGACUCGAUGUUUGCCCUCCCGCCGGUCACUGGGGGAGUGACCACCAAUGCAAAAACCAAAACUGAUGAAAAUAUCAUUUUACGUAAAGAAAAUGACUUAUUGCAAAAAGAAGUAUAUAGAUUACAAAAGGAGUUAUCAAAGAGAUAGUUAAUAAAUACACCCGUGCAUCAUAUCUUUGGUCUUAUCUGUAAAAAAAUAAACGCCAAAAAAAAAAAGAGCAAAAAAAAAGAG